ACAAGAGGCAUCGACAGAGAAGAGUGAAGGUGCAAAAGACCAACACCGCGAUAAGAAAGGAACCUGCAGCAGUCGCGGAGAACAAAGGAGAGGCAGAGAGACAGAACGAGCGAGCGAGCGAGAGAGAAAGAAAGAGAGAGAGAGAGAGAGAGAGAGCCUUCCCCACUCCCACCUCCCUCUCUCUUCCUUCAAGAGCAGGCGUGACACACGGACGAGCCGCAGGCAUGGAGACGGGCAGCCCACGGAAGAUCCAGUUCACUGUCCCCCUACUCGACUCUCACCUGGACCCUGAGGCAGCUGAGCAGAUCCGGAGGAGACGGCCUACUCCCGCCACGCUGGUGGUCUCAAGUGACCAGUCCUCUCCAGAAAUUGAUGAAGACAGAAUACCCAACCAGCUCUACAAGGCAGCCUUGAUGAACUCACCACGUCAGAGGAGGAAGGGAGCCAGAGGCACACCCACGAUGAAAGAACUGCAGUUUCUGGUUGAGCAUCACCUGUACAAGCAGCAGCAGAAGCAGCAGCAGGGAGGUGACGAGUGCUCCUCAGAGAGCCAGGACUGCUUCUCCGACCGGCCUAGCCCCGACUGCCUCCACUGUAGUGCGGACCUCCCAGAAGACGACGGCGUGUGGACUUUGGAGGACAGAGUGAAUGUGGACGGCAAGGAAAAGGAGCAAAGCCAGUUGGAAUGUCCAGAAGAAAAAUCAGGGCCCAGCAACCAAGCAGAACAGAAGAGUAGCACUCUUGUAAACGAGGAGGACUGCGAAACAACAGGAGCCAGUGAGGCAGAAUCCACACCUCUUCCAGCACACGCAGAAGGCACAAGCUCUCAAGAAAAUUAGGCGGCAGAUAUGAAGACAGGAAAACCAUUUCUAGGAGGGUCUUUUAUAGACUCAAUGAAUCAUUUUUAAUUUAUUGUCAAAUUUCUCCCUUCUCUUGGCCACAUUUCAAGGUCAAGGUCAAGGUCCGGUUUAUUGUCACGUGUAUAGAGUAUAGUAAAGUUCUUACAUGCAUGACAAACACAUUGCUUUUGAGAGAUGACUAAAAACAGGGGUUUAGUUUUUCAUUCUAAAGGUCUUGUGCAUUCAGUUGAGAGUCACAGGACUUUCUCCAAAACUGAUUUUAAUUUCAUUGAAGAGAUCAACGUAUGUACUCAUAUACACAUUAUAUAUUGUAUAUAUGAUAUACAGUAUAUAUAAAAUAAAUUCCUAAUGCCAUUCUUUAGUAAUUUGUUGACCUCAGAACUGGUCAAAGCAGUGAGUGCUUUCUGUUAGCGCCCUGUCUCAAGCCGACAGCUUCACACCAGUAAGUCACAGUUUGUCUCUUCUAUGCACACUCUUGUUCACGGACUUGCAAGCAAGGUGGACCUUGUGAAAAAAAGCAGUCCCCCAGAUGGAUAGGGUGUCCCUCACACUGCUGCUCACUGUGCCAGUGGUGCUUUUAUCCUGCCCCACACCAGACUCAGCACAAUUAGACAUUAAGGAGCUCUGUUCUAUUUGUAUCUUAGGAAUGACACACUAAUGUUACAGUAAUACUGUAUGCCCACCUCUGUCAAUUCCUUACAACACUAAUGUCUAAUUCAUUAAUCAGAUUUUUAAAGGACAAAACUAUUGAUGUACCGAAAUUAAAAAAAAAAAAACACUGGUC
Molecule: messenger RNA, 1644 nt
Organism: Polypterus senegalus (gray bichir)
Lineage: Eukaryota; Metazoa; Chordata; Cladistia; Polypteriformes; Polypteridae
Product: protein phosphatase 1 regulatory subunit 1A-like
Exons: 7
Coding region: 225-839 (204 amino acids)
Biological process (GO): intracellular signal transduction
Cellular component (GO): cytoplasm
Molecular function (GO): protein phosphatase inhibitor activity
Source: RefSeq, a predicted model, not a curated record